AUGUCUUCAUCGCUACCAAGUGAUAAACAAGCGAAAUCCGAAGCAAUAAGUGUUAGAAUUCAUAGUUUCUUUUGUUACAGACAAGAGAGUUUUGUGAAGAAGCGACAAUUGGAAAAACAACGUCAAUCACUGAUAGCAGAAGCACUGAAGAAUGUUGAUUCACCGGCAUCCAAAUCCAAGAAGAUCGUUUUCAAUUCAGAUUCAGAGGAUGAAAAUCAAACAACGUCCCAGGCUCCAGUUGAAAGUAGCUCUACCACUCAAAACAACUCGAAUAUUCGAUUAUUCGAGAAUGAUGGAGAUGAGGGUGAAGAAGAUAACGUUGAGCUGUCGAUCAAGAAUCGUCAUUUCGGCCCGAAAGGUGCAAAACUGAUGGCACUGGAGGCGAAAUUCGGAAACGACGAACGAUUCCGAAUGAACGAAAAAUUUUUGGAUGAAGACAAGACGAAUGAGGAAGAAGUAGAUGGUGAAGCCAUGGAGUUGGCGAAAGAAAAGAAAACAGAAUUCGAAAUCUUAUCGAAGGUAUUGGGGAGAACUAUACGAAGUACAAAGUUGAAUGAGAAUGCGGUCGCAAGCAGUCAAAAGAAAGCUCCAUUCUUAAGGUUCGAUCCCGACAAUCCAGCACAUGUGAAAUGGUUGAAUGAACAACAGCAGCUGAACCACGCAAAAGUUUUUAUUUUCUCAAAUUGGUUUUGUUUGAAGCAUGACAACGAAAACAACGACCAAGAAUCAAGUGACGACAGUGUCGGUGAAGAGGAUGAGAGGAACAGUGUGGAACAGGAUGAAAGCGAGGAAACCGAUGAAGCCUUAGCGACAGAAGGCAGAAAAUUUAUCGAAGGAUACUAUUAUGACUUCGAUCAAAGCUUUGCUGAAAGUUUGAAGAACUCAUUGAAAAUUCAAAAAGUUGAAAUUGGAAAGGACAGCGUGAGGAAAUUAGACGAUGAACCAGAAGGUGAGACAUCGCUGGAGAAGGAGGAACCAGGCGAACCGAAGCGAAAGCAUGUGAAGUCAUCGGCGCAGUUACCAACGGACCUGUCCGCAGCCACGACAUCACUUGACGAUGGCUUUUGCUUCUUUCUUAGGCAUACGGAUCCGCAAAUUGCGAAUUCUGUUCAGAAUUUCUGCCGGAAACAAAGUGUCGAAUCAAUCAAAAAGAACUGGAGCAAUAUACGAACAAGUAUUGUGAAGAUUUACAAAGGACAGCGAAAACAAGCGUUGAGACAGAAGAAGGAAGAAGAGAAACAAGCAAUGAGGUCGAUUAAUUCGGCGAAAAAUGCUAGCAAAAAGAUUAAAUUAAACAACGGUAAGUGUAAUAUACCGUUAAAGUCACCAUUUUAG
Anisakis simplex (herring worm) is the source of this 1335-nucleotide messenger RNA. NCBI's taxonomy places the organism in Eukaryota, Metazoa, Nematoda, Chromadorea, Rhabditida, Anisakidae. The record is from the annotation of a GenBank genome assembly.